CUUGAGCCAACAAACUACACUGCACCUGGUAGAAACACCCCUGCCUGCCUUCUUCGCGCUGUUGACUGUGCCGCCCGCCGCGCCAAAACCCAGCGCACCUGUGUUCUUUUUUCCGUAAACUAUACACGUCCCUCCAGCAAAUAUAUAGGCUCAGAGGUCGCGCAAGACCAGCUCGCGCGCUUCUGUGGGUCCAGGCGUAGCGAGGCGCUAGGGCCGCUGGGCCCUGGCCCACGAGACCUAGCAUGGACCCAGAGUAUGCAUAUGCGGCUGGGCCGUCUACGUCUCAGGCGCAGGCCCCACCUGCAUCCCCACUCAGAGACAGCCGAGGGCCAAACCUGCAUGCCUCCAGCCCGGCGCGCAGUCCUAUGUGGUCGCCAAAAUCUCGAGUAACAUAUAGCGAUCGGUUUAUUCCAUCAAGAGCACCCACGGCACGACUGGACUUCAGCAUCCUCGAUCGCGAAAUGGCCACGUCGGAAGUGUCCAAACAAGCGACAGAAAGAGAGGACCUAAACCCCGGAUACAACCUCUUGCUGCGCUCGGAGCUCCUGGGGGCCACAUUCCCGGGGCCCAUCUCCCCAGACAAGGUUCAGCAGCUGGAGCAGCUGCGGGCGCCGGCCAGCCCCGGCAAGAGCCUGUUCAGGUUCAAGACGGGCGACGUGCACAGCCCGCACGGCGGCCCCAGCGCGCAGAGCCCCUUCGUGGUGUCGCCAGUGGGGGACGACACGGCGGCAGGCUCACCCUUUGCCAGCCCGCGGCGGGCGCAGCGGCGGAUCGCGCGGGCCCCCUUCAAGGUCCUUGACGCGCCCUCGCUGGCCGACGACUUCUACCUGAACCUGGUGGACUGGUCCAGCCAGAACGUGCUGGCGGUGGGGCUGGGCACCUGCGUGUACCUGUGGAGCGCCAGCAGCAGCACGGUGACCAAGCUGUGCGACCUGGCGCCCGCCGACAGCGUGUGCAGUGUGGAGUGGAGCUGCCGCGGCACCUACCUGUCUGUGGGCACCAACAGCGGCAAGGUGCAGAUCUGGGACGUGGCCAAGCUCAAGCUGCUGCGGACCAUGGACGGCCACAGGGCGCGGGUGGGCACGCAGGCCUGGGGCUCCCACGUGCUGUGCAGCGGCAGCCGCGACCGCCACAUCCUGCAGCGCGACAUCCGCUGCCCCGAGCACUUCACGGCCAAGCUGGUGGGCCACAGGUCCGAGGUGUGCGGACUCAAGUGGUCGCCCGACGACCGGCAGCUGGCCAGCGGCGGCAACGACAACCAGCUCUACAUCUGGAGCCUGGCGUCCAGCAGCCCGCAGAUAAAGUUCAGCGACCACACAGCAGCAGUCAAGGCCAUCGCCUGGUCGCCCCACCAGCACAGCGUGCUGGCCAGCGGCGGCGGCACCGCGGACCGCUGCAUCCGCUUCUGGAACACCUCCAACGGCACCGCCAUCAACUCCAUAGACACCGGCAGCCAGGUGUGCAACAUCAGCUGGAGCAAGAACGUGAACGAGAUCGUGUCCACCCACGGCUACAGCCAGAACCAGGUCAUCAUCUGGAAGUACCCCAACAUGGCCAAGCUGGCCACACUCACAGGCCACACGCUGCGUGUGCUGUACCUAGCGGUGUCACCAGACGGCCAGACCAUAGUGACGGGCGCCGGCGAUGAGACGCUGCGCUUCUGGUCCGUAUUCCCGUCCGCCAAGUCCACCGGACCAGACACGUCCGUGGCCUCCAUGAACCGGACCACCAUCCGGUGAUGUUCUGGUCUGGUGACCUGGCGGUUUGGCGGUCUGGGCAGUGGCGUGGCAUCAGGCGGCAACCGGCAGUGGCGGCGGCGGCAGGAGCGGCGCCGGUGUGUCCGGGCCAAGCAGACCAGCCCAACGGCUGGGUGGCUGGGCCCGGGCUGCGCGCGAUGUGAGGGGCUGCUGGAUGCUGCGUGCUGGAGAGGCAGCAGAGGGGCGCUGCGUGGGGAGUGGGGGUGUGCAGGCGCCAGAGAGCGUUUGCUGAAAGCCUAGCAGAGCAACGGUGGGGAGCUGGCGGGGCAUGUGCGGGAAGCAGCAGGGACAAGAGUUGAGUGCGCGUUAUGCGGUAAUACGGUAGUACGCUUUACAGGGUUGUGCGCAUGCAGUCAAGCCAUGGAAACGCACGGACGGGUGACCGCACGACCCAGCAAUGCCAACGAGUUGGUUGGGUGCGGGUAAGGACGACGGAAGCUGAUGCACGGGGGCAGGACACGUAGGCAGCCCGCUCUCGCACAGUCGCAUCGGAUGCAUCUACCGCAUCUACAGCAUGAGUUUUGCAGCCUCUGGUGAGGCUUGUUCAUCGCUUGCGUGUGUGGGACACCCCUGGGAUGCAACCAUGCCGCAAACCAUGAUACACAGUUUCAUGCACAUUUGAGAGUUCGACUUUGACGCUACGUAUGUGACAGUUGACGCUGCUGACAGAUGAUGCCGCAUGUUCUUGCCUGAACUGAAUCAAAGCUACGAACUAGAAAUGUGCGCACUUGACAAGGCACAGGUAACAGGGGGCGUAGGUAGCUUUGGGGGGGCUCACGUGGGGCCUGCUGUGGCGGCAGUCAUCAGGCGUGGGGUGGACAACGGGUGGUGGUGGGCCCUUAGGGAGAGGACAAAGAUUACAAGCAUGCGCAUUGCAGAAAUUGGGCCUAAAAGCAUACGACAUACUCGUUUUUUUGCAUUACUGAUCCGUGGAGCACUAGUGUGCUGUGCACCCACACCUGUAAUGUUAUCAGUCC
Molecule: messenger RNA, 2734 nt
Organism: Chlamydomonas reinhardtii
Lineage: Eukaryota; Viridiplantae; Chlorophyta; Chlorophyceae; Chlamydomonadales; Chlamydomonadaceae
Exons: 11
Coding region: 462-1739 (425 amino acids)
Biological process (GO): positive regulation of anaphase-promoting complex-dependent catabolic process; anaphase-promoting complex-dependent catabolic process; positive regulation of ubiquitin protein ligase activity
Cellular component (GO): anaphase-promoting complex
Molecular function (GO): anaphase-promoting complex binding; ubiquitin ligase activator activity; protein binding
Source: RefSeq, a predicted model, not a curated record